This is a messenger RNA of Phytophthora infestans T30-4, 1536 nucleotides long. Its product is annotated as serine protease family S10, putative. The transcript has a single exon. The record is from RefSeq and is a predicted model, not a curated record. Gene Ontology annotation, biological process: proteolysis. Lineage: Eukaryota; Oomycota; Peronosporomycetes; Peronosporales; Peronosporaceae. Bases 1 to 1536 code for a protein of 511 amino acids. Gene Ontology annotation, molecular function: serine-type carboxypeptidase activity.
AUGACGUCCGAGACGACUCCGUUGAGGCUGCGCUCGACGUCGCUGCAGUAUAAUCUGCGCAUCUGGAGACGCGAAGAAGCGCGCAAGAGAGACCUCAAGCGUGGUGGCGCCUUCAUCUUCGCGCUAUGUGCCAUCAGUCUCAUGGUCAUGUACGUCGCUGAACCUCUGACUGACAAUGCAGAGAGCGACGAUACUGAGACGCAAGUACAGACGCACGCGGCGACACAAGGAGAACCGGUGAAUACAACGACGGAUAGUGAGGUCUUCUGCGGGCUCACUACGCAGGACUCGGGAUACAUCAAGCUACCAAACAAGGUCGACGACCACUACUUUUACUGGUACUUCGAGUCACGCAGUCAGCCAGCUACUGACCCGCUCGUGCUCUGGCUCACGGGAGGACCAGGAUGCUCCAGUAUGAUGGCGCUACUCACUGAGAACGGACCGUGUCACGUACAGCCAGAUUUGUCUACGAAACUCAACCCGUAUUCAUGGACGAACGAGAGCAACGUGGUGUGGUUGGACCAGCCAACGACCGUGGGAUUCACAUACGGCGACGAACGUGACGCCGACAACAGCGAGGACAACGUCGGGGAGAAUAUCUACUACUUUUUGCAAGGUUUCUUUGAGAAACACCCGGAACUUACAGGUCGCGACUUCUACAUCACUGGCGAGAGCUACGGCGGCCACUAUGUCCCUGUAGCGGCGCAUUAUAUGUGGCAGAAGAAUAAACAGAAUGCUGGCACGUCAAAGUUUAUCAACUUAAAGGGAAUUGCUAUCGGCAAUGGCCCUACACAAGCGGCAAUUCAGAUGCCACACUACAUCGAUAUGGCUAUCCACAACGCGUACAACAUUUCGCUAGUAGAUGUAGCGCAACUGAACGAGAUGAAGACAGCUGUACCAGUGUGUAUCUCUCUCUUGGAGCAGUGUCCACAGAACGUGACGGCGUGUGGUGUCGGAGAGGAUUUCUGUAUGGAGAAGUUGUUCGAACCGAUGCUCAAGGCCGAUAGAAACCCGCUCGACAUCCGUCUGCCGUGCAAAAACGACGGUGACGACACUGAGUGCUACGAUAUGUCUUUUGUAUCCAAGUAUCUAGACGCACCCAACGUACGCGAAGCGCUAGGAGUGGACUCGAAACGUGUAGGCGCGUGGCAGGAGUGUAACUCGAAGAUCUACGAAACGUUUCUAAAGACUGCAGACCCGGCCAAGCCAUUCAACGCCUACGUGGCAGAUCUACUGAACGACGACGUGCGUGUUCUCAUUUACGCGGGUGACGCAGAUCUCGUGUGCAAUUGGUACGGCAAUGAAGCAUGGACACUGGCACUGCAAUGGAAGGGCAGAGAUGGCUUCAAUGCAGCACCAGAGACCUCGUUUCUAACAGCAAAUGGAACGAACGCAGGAAUGGCGCGAUCAUUCAACCAGUUCACGCUGUUAAAGGUGUUCAACUCAGGGCACAUGGUGCCGAUGGAUCAGCCGGCUGUGGCAUUAGAAAUGCUCAACAAAUUUCUAAAAAACGAGCAAUUUUUAAUGACUUUUUAA